UGCUGCAAAGAUGUAUCUUAUUGAAACGACCAAGAGAUGGCGCUAUCUAGGUGUUGUGAUUGAGGCAUAGAAUGAUAAUAAAAUUAAGUAACAUCAUUACUAUGACAGAAGAUGUGACCGACUAAAGGAGUAUUUCGUAAGAUAAGACCGCAGCAGUUGUAACAACAGGAGGCAACAACAAUCAGUACCUUACCACCACCACCACCAACAACAACAACAAUUAUAAGUACUUUAAACCGGUUCCGUUAAUAUUCGAGUGUCAUAAAUGGCUCUCGUCUUAGGAUUACGAUAUGUCACAAAGGUGUGUUGUUUCAAUCCGGUGAUUAAACUCAGAGUCCGCUCAGUUUGGAAUAUGCAAGCCACAAAGUCUGGUCGAAUCCUGCUCUUCUUGGAAGAUAUAUUCCAUUUGAAGGAAGUUGGACCGUUAGCCAAUUCUGAGAGAAAAUGUAAAGCCUUUUGCACGUUCUAUGAGAAGCUGAUGCCCCAAGAGAAGAGUGUAUUUCUUCAGAUUCUAUCUCGAGAUUAUGGUAUAAAUCAGGAACUAGUGAUGAAAACAUCAAGGAACUUCAUAAGUUCCAAGACAUCUGAACUCAGUUUAUUGAAAGCUGGGGAAAUGCUGCGCAAUGCCCUCACUCCGCAGUACAAGCAACUGUUUGUCAAUAUUGGUCGUAUUGAAGGUGGCGUGAAAUUCCUGGUUGAUUUACGAGGGGAUGUUUUGCAUGAAAUGACAGUGACUGGUUUAAACCAAGACAGCCCCCAUCUACGGAUCUUGAACUAUUCGCUCCGAGAAUUACUGAGUCUCUGGUUUUCUGUGGGUUUAUUAAAUUUACAAAGAAUUACCUGGCAGUCACCAUGUGAUAUGGUACAGAAGAUCUCAGAGUACGAAGCUGUCCAUCCCAUUCGAAACUGGACCGACCUUAAACGCCGUGUUGGCUCCUACCGACGUUGUUUUGUAUUCAUUCACAAUGCUAUGCCAAGGGAGCCAGUUGUUGUGCUCCACACGGCUCUCACAGACACAAUCCCAUCAAGCAUUCAUUCUAUAAUUAAGUCAAACAUCCGUCGGAGCACAUCAGUCGAAACAGUUCCUCUGGAAGACGAUCCGGAGACGGAAUUAACUGAUGAUAUUUCAACCGCUGUAUUUUAUUCCAUCACAUCCACCCAAAAAGGUCUGCAAAGUGUUGACCUUGGAAAUUACUUGAUCAAACGAGUAGUCCGAGAGUUGCAAGCAGAAUUCCCACACAUGUCAGUUUUCACAAGUUUAUCUCCAGUUCCUGGUUUUAGAGAUUGGCUCCUCAAAGAAAUUACAAAGAAGAUUCAGCUCAUUCAUCUCGGAGAACAAAUGGACAUGUCCCUCUUUACCCCUGAAGAUAUAUAUAACCUGCGUGGUUACUUUGAUCUUAAUACUAUGGCAGGACUUGAAAAACUGAAGAAGACACUUCAGACAAAUUCCUGGUACCAGGAGGAGCAGUUGACCGUUUUAUUAAAGAACCCACUGAUGAGACUAUGUGCACAGUACCUGUAUGUGGAGAAGCGGAGAGGAUACGCUUUAAACCCCGUUGCAAAUUUCCAUUUAGGCAACGGUGCCGUCUUAUGGCGUCUCAACUGGUUGGCUGAUCUUUCUCCAAGGGGUCUCGGACAAUCUUGCAGCAUGAUGGUCAACUACAGAUAUUUCUUGGACGAGUCUGAGAAGAACAGCCUCAACUAUUUAGAAUGUCAACAGAUCCCAGCUUCCAGUCAAGUAACAGAUUUGGUGGCUGAUGUGAAGAAAGAUUUUUCCACAGACAAUGCUCCAGUUUAAGACACACACACCUACAUACAUUCAAUCACACACAGACACGUGUGUGUGUAUUUGAUGGAGAAUGUAACUUAAAGGUUCCUGAAGAACUCAACUACAUAACCAUAACCUUUCUAGGAUUACUGCUUUUAUAUAUAUGUAUAUAUAUAUAUAUACAUGCAUGUAUAUAUAUAUACAUGCAUGUAUAUAUGUGUGUAUAUGCAUACAUAAGUAAACAACAGGUUGUGCAGUGCAGUGUAUAUAUAUACAUACAUACAUAGAGAGAGAGUUGGUAUAUCUGAUGUAACAACCUUAUACUGUGGAUAAUAAAUUAACAAAGGUGUAUAGAAUCUGACUGA
Octopus sinensis (East Asian common octopus) is the source of this 2133-nucleotide messenger RNA. RefSeq names its product malonyl-CoA decarboxylase, mitochondrial. The coding region runs from base 266 to 1798 and encodes 510 amino acids. Gene Ontology annotation, molecular function: malonyl-CoA decarboxylase activity. Gene Ontology annotation, biological process: acetyl-CoA biosynthetic process; positive regulation of fatty acid oxidation; fatty acid biosynthetic process. The record is from RefSeq and is a predicted model, not a curated record. Lineage: Eukaryota; Metazoa; Mollusca; Cephalopoda; Octopoda; Octopodidae. Gene Ontology annotation, cellular component: mitochondrial matrix; peroxisomal matrix. The transcript has 10 exons.